AUGAAGGUUCUUGGCCUCAUUGUCCUCUUCCUGCUCGUUGCAGUGAACGAAGCCAAAGUCUUUGAGAGAUGCGAACUGGCUAGGCUCCUGAAAAAGCAAGGACUGGAUGAAUAUGAAGGAUACGCCCUGGGCAACUGGGUCUGCAUGGCUUACCAUGAAAGCAAAUACGACACCCAGGCUGUGGGGCCACCAAACAGCAAUGGCAGUCGGGCCUAUGGGAUUUUCCAGAUAAACAGCCGCUGGUGGUGUUCCAAUGGCCAAGGGACGACGUCUAAUGGCUGCGAGACAUCCUGCAGCAAUUUCCUUAAUGAUGACAUCACUGAUGAUAUUGAGUGUGCCAAAAGAGUCGUCCGUGACCCCAACAAGAUGGAUGCUUGGGUUGCCUGGAAGGAGAACUGCAAAGGAACAGACCUCUCCAAAUGGACCUCCGGCUGCGGACUCUGA
Gekko japonicus is the source of this 444-nucleotide messenger RNA. Its product is annotated as lysozyme C, milk isozyme-like. NCBI's taxonomy places the organism in Eukaryota, Metazoa, Chordata, Lepidosauria, Squamata, Gekkonidae. Gene Ontology annotation, molecular function: lysozyme activity. The transcript is spliced from 4 exons. Bases 1 to 444 code for a protein of 147 amino acids. The record is from RefSeq and is a predicted model, not a curated record.